Molecule: messenger RNA, 1103 nt
Organism: Pongo pygmaeus (Bornean orangutan)
Lineage: Eukaryota; Metazoa; Chordata; Mammalia; Primates; Hominidae
Gene: NUDT22
Product: nudix hydrolase 22
Exons: 6
Coding region: 145-1077 (310 amino acids)
Molecular function (GO): GDP-mannose hydrolase activity
Source: RefSeq, a predicted model, not a curated record
GCGGGACGCGGCGGUCGGUGAGCGCCCGCUGGAAGCUGGAGCUUCCGGGCCCUGGAAAGGGGUCCCCGCGCGCCCUGGGUCGGAGACAGACCCCGGGGUUUGGGGGACAUGGGCAUUUGGGGCGCCUGAACCCAAGACCUCUGGAUGAGCUGCCCCGUUCAGACCAUGGACCCUGAGGUGACCCUGCUGCUGCAGUGCCCUGGCGGGGGCCUGCCCCAGGAGCAGAUACAGGCCGAGCUGAGCCCCGCCCAUGACCGUCGCCCACUGCCAUGUGGGGAAGAGGCCAUCACUGCCAUCUGGGAGACCCGGCUAAAGGCCCAACCCUGGCUCUUCGACGCCCCCAAGUUCCGCCUGCACUCAGCCACCCUGGCGCCUAUUGGCUCUCGGGGGCCACAGCUGCUCCUGCGCCUGGGCCUUACUUCCUACCGAGACUUCCUGGGCACCAACUGGUCCAGCUCAGCUGCCUGGCUGCGACAGCAGGGGGCCACCGACUGGGGUGACACGCAGGCCUAUCUGGCGGACCCACUGGGGGUGGGCGCUGCACUAGCCACAGCCGAUGACUUCCUUGUCUUCCUACGCCGCUCCUGGCAGGUGGCUGAGGCCCCUGGGCUGGUGGACGUGCCUGGUGGGCACCCUGAGCCUCAGGCCCUGUGCCCUGGUGGCAGCCCCCAGCACGAGGACCUCACUGAGGAGCUGGUGGUACGUGAACUCUUUUCCAGUGUCCUUCAGGAGAUCUGUGAUGAGGUGAACCUGCCGCUGCUCACCCUGAGCCAGCCCCUGCUGUUGGGCAUCGCCCGAAACGAGACCAGUGCUGGCCGAGCCAGUGCCGAGUUCUAUGUCCAGUGCAGCCUGACUUCUGAGCAGGUGAGGAAGCACUACCUGAGUGGGGGACCCGAGGCCCACGAGUCUACAGGAAUCAUCUUUGUGGAGACACAGAAAGUGCGGAGAUUGCAGGAGACGGAGAUGUGGGCUGAACUCUGCCCCUCGGCCAAAGGCGCCAUCAUCCUCUACAACCGGGUUCAGGGAAGUCCCACUGGAGCGGCCCUAAGGUCCCCAGCCCUACUCCCGCCACUCUGAAGAUAAUAAAGGACUUUAUUCUUGGA